GGCCUGUAGGCGGUUUGUCUGCACCACCACCUCCUUUCCAUUUGAGCGUUCUGGCCGUCUGACAUUCUUUUCAUACUUCAUUUUUACAAUAAGCUUUCUUCUUUCCAACACCAUCAUGUCUACCAGCUCUCAAACGUUCAACGCUCCUGCCGGUCUCAAAACUGUUGUUGUUCUCGGAGCUUCGUAUGGAGGUCAUAGGGCUGCCAAGGUCCUCGCAGGUGGUCUUCCAGAUGGUUGGAGGGUUGUCGUGAUUGAUAGAAACUCCCAUGCCAACCAUGUAUAUAACCUCCCCAGAUACGCGGUUCUACCAGGACACGAACAUAAAGCAUUCAUCCCUUACGAUAAUAUCUUUAGUAUUUCACCUUCCAGUCCACCUAAAGCUGGCCAUAUUCGUCUGCACGCCCACAUCACCUCCUUAGGUCCUCAUAGUGUGGGGCUGUCCCGUUCUUUCCCUGAAUACGGCAUUGAGGAGCCUUUAUUGCAUUUCGACUACGCCAUAUAUGCUCUUGGAUCCCACCUUCCCUCCCCAAUAAACUUAUGGAGUGCCAAUCCUGAUGCAGAUUUUGAAAAACAUGGAACCCCAAAAUCAAUUUCGCCGUCAUACCAGGGGACUAAACCUGAGGGUAUAUGUUGGCUCCAACGACACCAAAAGCGCGUCAAGGAGGCUUCUAGUGUUUUGAUAGUCGGCGGUGGGGCGUUGGGGAUCCAAUUUGCUUCAGACAUUGCAGCCGUGUAUCCUAACAAACAGGUUACCCUUAUACACUCCAGACGUCGCCUUUUGCCAAAGUUUGAUGAAUCUAUACAUACAGAAAUUCUUCAAUGUUUUGAGGAGCUUAAUGUAGAAGUCGUACUUGGGGAACGUCUCGAUCUCCAGUCUGUACACGAAGGGAAGACUAACGAGGCAGGUCAACGAGUCGUUCGGACUACGACGGGGCGCCAGGUUCCAGCUGACCUCAUUCUGUUGUGUACGGGACAAGUGCCAAACACAGGUUUGCUAGCGGAGAUGGAUCCACGUGCAGUCAUUCCGGACAGUGGUCUAGCUCCAGUUUUGCGAACCAUGCAACUCAAUGUCCCCCUAUCAAACGAUUCCUCGACGUGUGAGCAAGGGUCCCUCUAUCCCCAUAUAUUCGUCGUCGGCGAUGCCGCGGAUGCGUUUGGGGCUAUCAAUGCGGGGCACAACGCAUAUUAUCAGGCUGAGGUCGCUGCGCACAAUGUUCUCAAGAUGAUAAGCAAUCAAGAUUCUUCUCGUCCUGCAUCGUCCGAACUUGCUGAGAACAAACAUGGCAAAGUGGACGAAGAGCUAGGAUGGUAUACACCCGGUCAACCAAGGAUUAAAGUUUCCGUCGGUUUGGCAAAGACUGUGUUUCAAGUUGAUGACGUUGUGGGUACGAAGUCGGAUGGUAUGGAUGAUUUGAACGCGAGUGCAAUGUGGAGUUUCCUUGGUAUGAAGGUGGUUGGCGAGGAAGAUAUGUUCGCGUAGGUUCAUAGAAUAGAUACUUAGAUAAGGGUUAGGUUCAUUAGUCUAGUUUGUGAAUGUCACGGAUGAUGACGCUGAAUGCUUUAUCUCGGCACGACCACGACUACAGUCUUCCCAAGGGCGCUAGGAGUUAUCACCGCAAUGUUGACCUAGGAUCGAAUGAUCAAUUCGAACAAUCGUAUUUCAAAUCAGAGCAGUAAGUUUUUGAAAAUAUGAAGUCUGGCAUAUCACAUACCGAAAU
Messenger RNA from Serpula lacrymans var. lacrymans S7.9, 1718 nucleotides. RefSeq lists its product as uncharacterized. Lineage: Eukaryota; Fungi; Basidiomycota; Agaricomycetes; Boletales; Serpulaceae. The record is from RefSeq and is a predicted model, not a curated record. Gene Ontology annotation, molecular function: flavin adenine dinucleotide binding; electron-transferring-flavoprotein dehydrogenase activity. Bases 116 to 1480 code for a protein of 454 amino acids. The transcript has 11 exons. Gene Ontology annotation, cellular component: cytoplasm.